Molecule: messenger RNA, 3047 nt
Organism: Tigriopus californicus
Lineage: Eukaryota; Metazoa; Arthropoda; Copepoda; Harpacticoida; Harpacticidae
Product: serine palmitoyltransferase 2-like
Exons: 1
Coding region: 990-2690 (566 amino acids)
Biological process (GO): sphingosine biosynthetic process; ceramide biosynthetic process
Cellular component (GO): serine palmitoyltransferase complex
Molecular function (GO): pyridoxal phosphate binding; serine C-palmitoyltransferase activity
Source: RefSeq, a predicted model, not a curated record
UUGUGCUCUCGAACUAUCGAAAUCGAUAAGUCACAGUAUUCUUUCGUCUGUGUCUUCGUUGUCGUGGUCUUUUCAAAUCCUUCCUUACCGUGUUGUCAGUUCCACUUUGAUCGUAUAGACCUUGCUUUUUACACACAUUGUGUCCAAGGAUCCAAAAAGUAUCGAUUUUGCCUGACGUGACCUUUCCGCAGGACCAGAGCUAACAAGGCUCAUGCACCCCUCCCCGUUGGUUGGUUGGUUGGUUGGUUGGUUGGUUGGAUGGUUCGUGAAUAGAUUUGAUUGAUCCAACCCCAAGACAGGAAAAGGAAAGAAGAAACGGAACAGAGGAACGAAGGCUCAGGCUGUAUCGGAAAAGAAAUCACGUUAACAGAGAGUGACUGGCUUUGCCAGCAGAAACCAGAAACUCGUUUGUCGGACAUCGAUGGAACGAUCCAUCGAGGUAACGAAGGAGUGAACGAACGAGCGAACGGUCGGACACUCCGAGGGACAAUGUUUUGAUUUCAGAUCGGUCUUGAACACGACCGAUCCUCCUCAGUUGGCAUACUUUCGAUUGAAGAGGCCUACUAAAGUACACGGUUCUGGAAGAGCAUGUGGCCCAUUUCACCAGCUGGCCAAGUUUGUUCUUCGGAAGAUGGUGCUGUACAGUUUGGUGUCAUCUCAGCCCAAGCAAUGAUCAUACGUGAGGAGUGAAGAAGCAUGAACAAUCAAUCGGACUUGUCCAAUUGAACAAGCAGUCAACUAGUAAGCAGUGCUACGUACAAAGGGGGACACAUACGCUCACAUUCUUCCGAUAGUUCAAUCUGCUCGAGUGAUUAGAUAAUCAUUCUUGAAUGACUCCUGUGUUCGAUCUGACCGCAGCAGUGCGAUUCAAGUCCCAAGUGAUAAAGAGAAAAGUAAGAUAAGCGGGUCCUGGCUGCCCUGCUAUUGGAUCGGAGCUCUGCAUACACUUCAUUUCAGGUCAGAGUGUCGAGGCUCAAAGGGGGUACAACAUGAACUCGUCCAAACGGUUGGCGUCCAUCAGUGACGUUCGCUCCGAUGUGUACGCCAAUCCUUUCAUGGCAUUCGGACACAUGACAGAGGUGGUUCAAGAAACCAUUGAAAACCGAAUCAUUCUCCGGAGUGCUCAUGCCAAAUCCUCUCCCAGCCAAACCUCCUUGAGUCCCGCACCCUCGCCCAAGCGAGUUGUCCGUUCGCCGAACCGAUCGAAACGCCACGAACACUUCGAAAGGACACCGUGGUACUUGAGGGUGGGAGGAUUCGUGUCCUACUUUGUCCUGUUCUGUCUAGGAUUAAUUCGAGAGGCCAUUUGGGGCCACGGUCCCAUUGGCAAGGAUCACACUAUCAAGGAAACCAACCGAAAGGGAUAUGUGCCCCUGUACGCAAGUUUCGAGAGCUUCUACUUACGGAAUAUCUUUCGUCGUCAAGCAGACUGCUUCAAUCGGCCUAUAGUGUCAGUUCCAGGUGGGAAAACCAUGGUCACCAAUCGAGUCACUCAAGACCACGGCUGGACUUUCAAAAUGGCCGACACGGAGCGCAAAGAAGUGAUCAAUCUGGCCAGUUACAACUAUUUGGGCUACGCAGAGAACUCUGGGCCUUGCACGGAAGCUGCCAUUGAGGCCAUUCACAAACGCGGCUUGGGCUCCACGAGUCCACGGUCCGAAUUGGGCACGUCAGUUCAGCACCGCAAACUGGAGCAGACCGUGGCCAAGUUCCUCGGAGCCGAAGACUCCAUUUGUCUUGGUAUGGGCUUUGCCACCAACUCGUUGAACCUUCCCUGUUUGGCCGGAAAAGGCACCCUCGUGGUGAGUGACGAGCGCAACCACGCCUCGCUCAUUUUGGGCCUGCGCCUCUCCGGAGCCACGGUCAAGGUGUUCAAGCAUAACAAUAUGGAGAGCCUCGAGAGGCUGAUUCGACGAGGAAUCAUUGAAGGCCAGCCUCGAACGUGUCGGCCUUACAAACGAGUCAUUAUUGCAGUGGAAGGGAUUUACUCCAUGGAGGGGUCCAUUGUUCGAUUGCCGGAGGUGGUAGCCAUCAAGAGGAAAUAUGGGGCCUACAUCUACUUGGAUGAAGCACAUUCGGUGGGCGCCAUGGGUCCUAAUGGCCGUGGUGUUCUCGACUAUUUUGGCAUCAACCCCAAAGACAUUGAUGUUCUCAUGGGCACGUUCACAAAAAGCUUCGGCUCGGCCGGUGGGUAUAUAGCUGGAUCCAAGAGCCUGAUCAACCAUCUCCGGGUGAAUUCCCAAUGUAGUCACUACCCGAUUUCCAUGUCUGCGCCCGUUAUGAGUCAGAUCAUUGCGUCCAUGAAUGACAUCAUGGAUAAAGAGAAGGGCGACGGGAUGAGGCGCAUCAACCAGUUAGCCCGGAACUCGCGGUACUUUCGCCAGAAGCUGCAGCAAAUGGGGUGCAUAGUCUACGGGCAUGACGACAGCCCCGUGGUCCCUGUGAUGUUGUUCAUGCAAGCCAAAAUUACGGCCUUGGUCCACGGGCUGUACGAUCGCAAUAUUGCCACCAUUGGCGUGGGCUACCCUGCCACGGAAAUCGCAGCUGAACGGACCCGAUUCUGCGUCUCGGCUAGUCAUACCCAGGAGAUGUUGGACGAGUGUCUCCAGGCCUUGGAAGAGGUGGCCGGGGAAAUCCACAUCAAAUACUCCCGCAAGAAGCGCUAUAAUAAUGCUGACAUUGUGUACUGAGUCAUGAUGCCCGCGCCUUGUUUUUUCCCUCUAGGCUGAGAGGGAGGAACAAGAAACACCAACGAACGAAAGACUAGAGACUAGAUAGAGGAGAGGUAGAAGUGCGAGCAUGCAUGCAUGCAUGCAUGCAUGCAUGCAUGCAAAGAACGGGACCAAGCGCGAUUGUCUGACGUGUGAUGUGAUAUUAUUAUGACUAUCAUUAAUAUGACCUUUUUUAAUUCCCAUUUUUACGCCAUCAUCAUCAUCAUGAAAAUUGUUAAUAUGAAUGCUCUCAAUGUGCAUAGGGGAUACUUGGGGAGCACGAUAUGGCUACCCAGCCAGGCCUUGGAAUGAGUAAAUAAAACGACAUCAACGACA